UUUUGUCCCUUCCCGGAUCCCCUAACAGUAUCUUCCGGUAUAGGUGAAACACAGUUGAAGUGAGCUAGCGGUUUGUGAAGGUCGUGAGUCCUCCUUGUGAUCCACCAUGUCUCUUCCAAAGCCAUUGAUGAGGGGGAUGCUGGCAAAGCGUCUGAGGUUUCACUUGCCCAUUGCUUUCACUUUGGCUAUAGCUUCUGCGAUAGCCUUCAAGAGCCCAGGAAGCAGGCCUAUGCUGAAUUCUACAAGCAUUAUGACGCAGUUAAAGAGUUCAACUCCAUGAGGGAAGCGGGCAUCUUUGAGAGUGUGCGGCCCUCCGGGGACUCUGCUGUCCUGUCAUUCAUUCCUGGUCCAAAGAUGGUUCCUUCUCCCCACUUUUGAUGUUUACUGAUGAGAUGUGAACAUCACUGUGCUGUUUUUUCCUCUGAAUAAAAUAAACUAUUCUAUUAAUGAG
Molecule: messenger RNA, 451 nt
Organism: Menidia menidia (Atlantic silverside)
Lineage: Eukaryota; Metazoa; Chordata; Actinopteri; Atheriniformes; Atherinopsidae
Source: the annotation of a GenBank genome assembly